AUGGCAUUAGAUUCGAUUUAUGGAAAGGGGAGUCACAAAAUUAAAAAUACUGAACAUGAUACAAAUCAAAAUAUUACGGAUAAUAAUCUGAACACAAGUGACACAGAAAUUGAUGAAAACCAUAGAACUAUUAAUAGUAAUAUUGCAUUAGCUAUAAGGAAGAAUCUGGACCAUAUUACUGAUUUUAAUGUGAAUGGGAAAUAUAGUCUUGAAGAUUUAGAAAAUGCUAUGUUUGGAGAAUCAAAACCAUUAGGUGAAUAUAAAAAUAUUGAUAAAGACGGUGAUUUUACUAUGAUGGAUAUUGAUAAAGAUGAAGAUAUAAAAUUUGUUUCUCAAAUUAUUCGAAAUCAACGAGCGAAUUCUAAUUUUAUGGCUCAAUUAACACGUUCAAGAAGUAAUUCUCUUUAUGACUAUUCAAAUGAUAUGAUAAAUCCAUCAGUUACUCCUGUUCCAUAUAAUUCGAUUCAGAGUUCUACGAGAUCUACAAUAUUUGUAGUUGAUACUAAUUUUAUCAUAUCUCAUUUAAACACUUUAGAAGGUUUAAGAACUUUGAGUGAACAAUAUCAUCAUACAAUUAUGAUCCCCAUGACGGUAGUAAAAGAAUUGGAUGGUUUAAAACAUUCUGAAAAAAUUGUCAAGCAUCUAAAGGAACAGAAGCGUUCUAAUUCUCACGAUGAUGAAGAAGAGCGUGCUGUUGGCCAAUUGGCACGUUGGGCAAAUAGCUGGAUUUAUAAAAACUUGGCAAAUAGAGAUUCAGGAAUUGCAGUUCAACGACAUUCAGAAAAAUUGGAUAAAACUUGUAUAAAAGAUGAUGCCAUCUUGGAUUGUUGUCUUUUUUUCAACCAAGAAUCAAGCCCCUUUUCAUUAGUUGUAUUGCUAUCCAAUGAUAAAAAUCUUUGUUUAAGAGCUCUAGGAGAAGAUAUUUUAACCAUUUCGUUUACUAAAACAAUGAAUUCAAAAUUAAUAGCCUCUACAACAUAUCAAGAAUUCCUUACCAGACAACAAAAAUAUCAAACAUCAUUAUCCACCAAUUCCACUAUAAUAAAUUCUCCACUGAUUAACAAUAAUAUUUUGAUUCCACAGCCCAAUUGUGCCGGUACUGCUCCUCAUAAUAACAGUGAAUCGCAAUGCCAUAUUGAACAACAAUUUCAAAAUACACAACAAGCUCAAUAUCAAAUCCCAGUAGAUUUUGUUCAAGCAACAAAUUAUAUAUUUGAGCAAACACAAUCAUAUCUUAUAUAUGCCAUAAACAGCAUUAUGUUUGAUUCUUAUGGUGAUGAUUUAUCACUUCUGGAUUAUAACGUUGAUAGUAUUACUACAAUUACUGAUUGCGUCAAUAUCUUAUACAAAUACUGGUCAUCAGUAUUUAGUGAGUUUUUCAAGAAUACACAGAUCCAUCAAGACUCUUGGACAGAAUUCCCAAGCCAAUUAUCCUAUAUUCCAACUACUCCGAAUAUAUUACAAAUAUUUUUAAAAUUCUGGUCCAAUAUUCUAAAAAUAUUGUACAGCCCUAGUGACCUUCAAUAUAGAGAUACAAUAUCUACUGAAAUACAGAAAUGGCACGAAAUAUCUUUAUUAUUUACAAAUCCAAAUUAA
Henningerozyma blattae CBS 6284 is the source of this 1596-nucleotide messenger RNA. It is a transcript of the gene SWT1, whose product is annotated as mRNA-processing endoribonuclease. The record is from RefSeq and is a predicted model, not a curated record. The transcript has a single exon. Gene Ontology annotation, cellular component: nucleus. Bases 1 to 1596 code for a protein of 531 amino acids. Lineage: Eukaryota; Fungi; Ascomycota; Saccharomycetes; Saccharomycetales; Saccharomycetaceae.